Molecule: messenger RNA, 1966 nt
Organism: Linum trigynum
Lineage: Eukaryota; Viridiplantae; Streptophyta; Magnoliopsida; Malpighiales; Linaceae
Source: the annotation of a GenBank genome assembly
UAUAUGCAUCAAAAUUAUCAAGCAAAUACCCUUUUCCUCUGGCUCCAUCACCAACAAUGGUGGAUGACCAUCAGAAGCGGAUAGCCAUAAUCGGAGCAGGAAUCAGCGGUCUCCUAGCAUGCAAAUACGCCCUCUCAAAGGGCUUCCAGCCCACAGUCUUCGAAGCCCGAAGCAGCAUCGGCGGAGUGUGGAGAAAAACUCUGUCCACCACCAGGCUCCAAUCUCCGAAAUCAGUCUACCAAUUCUCCGACUUCCCCUGGCCGGAUUCCGUCACCGCCGAAUUCCCAUCUCAGGGUGAGGUCCUCAGUUACAUCCAAGCCUACGCCGCCCACUUCGGCCUGACGAAGCACAUCAAGUUCAACACCAAAGUUCUCAGCAUCAACUACAGGGGAGCGGCAGAGGAUGAGAAGGCAGGGGGCGACAUUUCGGGCUCCGGCGGGAAAUGGGAGGUGGAAUUCUCCAGUGGGACAGAAUCGUCGGCAGGGAGUGAAGUUUUCGAAGCUGAUUUUGUUGUACUGUGCGUGGGGAAGUACAGCGGCGUGCCGAAUAUCCCUGAAUUCGCUCCUGGAAAGGGACCUGAGGCGUUUCAGGGGAGAGUGAUUCAUUCCAUGGAGUACACCGAUCUAAAGCCAGAGCAAUGUAAAGAUCUGGUGGAAGGGAAGAGAGUCGCUGUUGUUGGGUUUCAGAAACAUGCUCUGGAUAUCGCCAUGGAGUGCUCUGCAAUCAACGGGAAGGAGAAUCCUUGCAAAUUACUAUACAGAACAGAGCACUGGAACGUCCCUGAUUACUUGCCGUGGGGGAUCCCUCUGACGAAACUCUAUUUCACUCGCUUUGCGGAGCUAUUAGUACACAAACCUGGGGAAGGCCUCUUGCUCAGCUUUCUGGCAACAGUUCUCUCCCCAAUUAGAUGGGCGAUGUCCAAAUUCUUGGAGACCGACAUCAAGCACAAGCAUCGAUUGGCGAAAUACGGGAUGGUACCAAAACAGAGCUUUCUUCAGGAACUAAGUACGUGCUUGAUCUCGACGGUCCCUGAGAAAUUCUACGUCCGCGUGGAAGAAGGGAGCAUCGAGUUGAAGAAAGCUCCCAGUUUUAAUUUCUGUCAGGAAGGGAUCGAAAUCGAUCAAAUUCAACAGCCUGUGUUGGAGGCCGAUGUGGUGAUAUUCGCCACCGGAUUCAGAGGCGAAAAAAAGCUGCAGGAUAUCUUUCGGUCGAAACAUUUUGGGGAAAUCAUCGUCGGCUCUCCGAACGCCGUCGUACCUCUCUACAGGGAAUGCAUUCCUCCGAGGAUCCCACAGCUGGCGGUGCUAGGGUUCUCGGAGAGCAUCUCGAACUUGUUCUCGUCGGAGAUAAGGAGCCGGUGGCUGGCGGAGCUUCUCGACGGGAAGUUUAAGCUGCCGGCGAUCAAGGAGAUGGAAGAGGAGGCGGUGAAGUGGGACGAGUACUUCAAGAGAUGGCGGGGAGUUCUACCGGCGGUCCUGCGUUGGCGCGCUGCAUAUAUGGCACAACGACCAGCUGUGCAGGGAUAUGGGCUGGAAGCCCAAGAGAAAGAAUGGGCUUUGGGCCGAACUGUUCGAGCCUUAUGGCCCAAUGGACUACGUCUGCUCUUGAUCAGGAUUCAGGACAUUUUAUGUGUAAAUUAUUAAUUACAUAAUAAUUCGGCCUUUGCUAUUCUCUAAAGCUGGUGAUUAAAAGAGUUCAAAGUUUUAGUCACUAAAGAGUUGUGGGAUCAAACAAACAUUCUCAAUGAACACUUGAAAGAAGGAAAAUUUUACAAUGAGAGAAGGAAAUCCAACAAACCUGCCUUGGUAGGGUUAAUUAAUUAUCAAGCUCGGGCGAAACCAAGGUCUCCAUGUAGACAUGCGCGACAUAUUUAGACUUCCCUUUCGAUGUAAGAAAUCUGACAGUGUUACGAUUAACAUCCUAUAUCAUAUGUCGAUUCUGGGCAGAAUCAAGGUCCAUGUAAAUA